Leptomonas pyrrhocoris is the source of this 1171-nucleotide messenger RNA. RefSeq lists its product as hypothetical. Gene Ontology annotation, cellular component: cytosol. Gene Ontology annotation, molecular function: mRNA binding. Lineage: Eukaryota; Euglenozoa; Kinetoplastea; Trypanosomatida; Trypanosomatidae. The record is from RefSeq and is a predicted model, not a curated record. The transcript has a single exon. Bases 497 to 1171 code for a protein of 224 amino acids. Gene Ontology annotation, biological process: cytoplasmic translation.
GCCUAAAUCGGACGUUUUCUACGCCGCAUUGAAGCAUCACCUCUGUUGUGUGGUUCGUCUCUUCGCACACACACACACACACACACACACACACACGCACACACACGCGCGCAGGCAAGAGCGACACCGCGGCAGAAAAUAAUACGUGUAUAGGUUGUUUUAGUUACGCCUCGGAUAUCAGCUCUGUUCUCUCUGCAAAGAGAAAGAAAAGAAAAGGAAAACGAAGCGUGCGUGUGCGUCGGUGAAUUCAUCCCUCCUGUUUUGUUUUCCCUCUCUCUCUCUUCCUUUGCAAUUCUCCGUUGUCUAUUCUUUCAAUUUGUGAUUGCUGCAUCGUCGCAUUGCUGUGGGUGCGUGUUGGGACUAGUGUAUAUAAAUAUAUUCCUCCUUCGCUGGCUCGUUGUCCGCACGAACUUCCUUCUCCCCGACCCGGAGUCGUGUAAUACAGAAAACUGUGGCAACAGAAGAAGUAAAACACACGGGGAUUUAUAUUGAGAAAAUGGGCAAGGCGGAUCAGAAGAAGAAGGAGAAAAUUGUCGAGGACAAGACCUUCGGCCUCAAGAACAAGAACCGCAGCGCGAAGGUGCAGGCCUUUGUGCAGCAGGUCCGCCAAAGCGUCGACCAGCGCAGCCCGCAGGCCCGCAAGUCGCAGGCCGAGUUGGAAGCGCGCCGCUCCGCAAAGGAGGCGAAGCAGGCACGCGAGGCCGAGCUGGCGAAGCUGUUCAACGACGUCGACACGCAGCAGCGCAAGAAGCGAGAAGAGGCGGCGGCGGCAGCCGGUGGGGACGGCGAUGACCAGCUCAUGUGCAACCCGGAGGACUACCUCUUCCGUCCAGAGGACUUCGAUGAGGUGGAUCAGGACGAGACGCGGCUGGAGGAGAAGCUCGAGGCCGAGCGCGAGAAGCUGAAGGAGCGCACCGACCUGACCCCUGUCACGGAGGAGACCUUCCAGGCGUGGAAGCAGCGGAAGCGUGAGGAGGCGGCGGCGGCGGAGGCGGCACGUGUGCGGAAGGCGAAGGCGGGCGAGGGCAAGAUGCGUGGGUGGGACCUGUGGCAGAUGGACAAGGACCUCUUUGUGGAUGACGAGGAGGCCGAUGAGUUCUACGAGCGUGAGGAGCAGGACGAUGCGGUCGCCGCGGAGGAGGAAGAAGAGGCGGCGUAUGACCUUUCGUAG